Pogoniulus pusillus (Red-fronted tinkerbird) is the source of this 2991-nucleotide messenger RNA. RefSeq names its product myotubularin related protein 9 (gene MTMR9). Gene Ontology annotation, biological process: negative regulation of autophagy; phosphatidylinositol dephosphorylation. Lineage: Eukaryota; Metazoa; Chordata; Aves; Piciformes; Lybiidae. Gene Ontology annotation, molecular function: phosphatidylinositol-3-phosphate phosphatase activity. The transcript has 10 exons. The record is from RefSeq and is a predicted model, not a curated record. Gene Ontology annotation, cellular component: cytoplasm; membrane. The coding region runs from base 443 to 2095 and encodes 550 amino acids.
CUCCUGGCUUACCCAGUGCCCCCUCGCCUGCCUGCCGGACCCGCACUCUGCCUUUUGCCAAGCACUGAGGAUCUCCCUCCGCCACCACCCCCCCCGCUCCCCUCUAGCUGCCGAGUCACCCCCGAGACCCUCCCCGGCCGGGCCCUCGGGGCAGGCGCCCUGUGAGGGCAUAGACCUUCCCAGAGCAGGCGGUGGGAGCUGUUCUAUCCCCCGCCUCGUCCCCUCCUUCUCCCCGCAUCGCCCACCGCCGGGCACGGUGCUGGCUUUCUCCGGCGUGCCCAGAAACGGGAUCGCCGCUUGGGUUAUGCUGCUCCACCCCCUCGGGGCCGCUCGCCCGCUGUAGACCAUCCCCAGGUUGUCCAUUCCGUUGCUGAGAUUACUUCGUGGCUUUCCUCAGCGAGUUGUUGCAGAAAGGCUUCACCGGGCCCGUUUGCUUACAAGCAUGGAGUUCGCGGAGCUGAUCAAGACACCUCGAGCGGACAACGUAGUCCUGCACCGCCCUUUUUACCUGGCUGUGGAGGGGACUCUCUGUCUGACUGGCCAUCAUCUCAUCUUUUCCUCACGGCGCCAAGAUAACGCCGAGGAGCUGUGGCUGCUGCACUCCAACAUCGAUUCUAUCGAGAAAAGGUUUGUGGGCUCCUUGGGCACCAUUGUUAUCAAAUGCAAGGACCUGCGGAUUAUUCAGCUGGAUAUACCUGGGAUGGAGGAGUGCCUGAACAUUGCUAGCUCCAUUGAGGCACUUUCCACCCUGGAUUCUGUCACUCUCAUGUAUCCCUUCUUCUACCGGCCCAUGUUUGACAUCGUGGAGGACGGCUGGCGCUGCUUCCUGCCUGACCAAGAGUUUGAGCUCCUCACUUCUGUGACAGAUGAGUGGCGCCUGAGCUGCAUCAACAAGGACUUCUCCGUCUGUCCCUCCUACCCCCCGGUUGUGGUUGUCCCCAAGGCCAUAGACGACGAAGCGCUUCGCAAGGUUGCUCUCUUUCGCCACGGCAGUCGCUUCCCAGUCCUCAGCUAUUACCACAAGAAGAAUGGGAUGGUCAUGAUGAGAAGUAGCCAGCCUCUCACAGGGACCAACGGGAGGCGGUGUAAAGAAGAUGAGAAGCUGAUCAAUGCCACCCUGCGGCCUGGCAAGCGUGGCUACAUCAUUGACACGAGGUCACUGAAUGUUGCUCAGCAGGCCAGGGCCAAAGGAGGGGGCUUUGAACAAGAAGCACACUAUCCCCAGUGGAGGAGGAUUCACAAGUGUAUUGAGAGGUUUAAUAUUCUGCAGGAAAGCCUCAUCAAGCUUGUGGAAGCUUGUAAUGACCAGUCACACAAUAUGGACCGCUGGCUCAGUAAACUGGAAGCUUCCAACUGGCUGACUCACAUCAAGGAGAUACUAACUGCAGCUUGUCUAGCAGCACAGUGCAUCGACAGGGAAGGUGCAUCAGUGUUAGUCCACGGGACUGAGGGAACAGAUUCAACACUCCAGGUAACUUCUCUGGCACAGAUCAUCUUGGAUCCAAGGUGCAGGACCAUACGUGGCUUCGAGUCUCUGGUUGUGAGGGAGUGGCUGCAGGCUGGCCACCCUUUUCAGCAGCGUUGUGCCCAGUCAGCCUAUUCCAACAGCAAGCAGAAAUGGGAGGCCCCAGUCUUCCUCCUCUUUUUGGACUGUGUGUGGCAAAUCCUUCGUCAGUUCCCCUGCUCCUUCGAAUUCAAUGAACAGUUCCUCAUUAUGCUCUUUGAACAUGCUUAUGCCUCACAGUUUGGGACUUUUCUGGGCAACAAUGAAAAUGAAAGGUCUAAACUGAAGCUGCCACAAAAGACUAUGUCCCUGUGGUCCUGGGUAAACAGGUCUGAGGAGCUGAGCAAGUUCCAGAACCCUCUUUUUGAGGCCAACAGCCUGGUCAUCUGGCCCUCGGUUGCCCCGCAGAGCCUGCAGCUCUGGGAAGGUGUCUUCCUUCGGUGGAACAGGCCUUCCAAGUUCUUAGAUGAAGCCCAUGAAGAAAUGAUCAACAUUAUAAAAUACAACAAGGAACUUCAGGCAAAGGUUAAUGCACUGAGAAGGCAGCUAGCAGAGAUGGAAACGGAUGAGAGGAUGCAGGAGAACCUGUGAGCUUGGCAGGGCUUUGCCUCAGGUUCUUUCCUUUCCGCUCCCCUUUGUGUUGAAGACUGAACAUGGAAAGUGCAUGAAUUGCAGAGUCCUCUGGGUCCAGUUCUCCCACUGCUGAAACCUUCACUUCUCAAUUUAUCCCUCCCUGCUUUCUGGGAGGGGGUUUCUGUUUUGUUUACAGAAGGAACACACCACUGGGCUUAGUGUCCUCUCUUGGCAGCUUUUGUCUUGAAGUCGUGUACAGUGCCAGCAGAAGCUGGACCUCUUACCUCCACCCACAACUGUGUGGAUGACCAGGAUGGGCCAAGAGAAAGGGAUGUUUCAAAUGGAUUUGGAACGUUUCUGGUUUCAUUGAACUCUCUAAAUACUCCACAGGAUUAAAAUAGGAAGUUAAUGUGCAGUGAGGUGAAAGGAUUUGGUCUGGAAGCACCUCUUUUUUUUUGUCUCCAAGAGUAAGGCAGCUUAGUUCUUCACUUUGCCAGGGAAAAACCCAAACCAAGAAAACCAGAAAAUGAUGUCACCUAGCGGCAGGUUCUGCUUGGUUCUGCCUGGCACCACCUAGCUGCAGGUUGUGCCUGGUGCCACCUAGCUGCAGGUUCUAUCCAGUUCUGCCUGGCGCCGCCUAGCUGCAGGUUGUGCCUGGUGCUGCCUAGCUGCAAGUUCUGCCUGGCACCGCCUAGCUGCAGGUUGUGCCUGGUGCCACCUAGCUGCAGGUUGUGCCUGGCGCCACCUAGCUGCAGGUUCUGCCCAGUUCGGCCUGGUUCUGUCUGGUAUCACCUAGCAGCAGGUCGUGCCUGGUAUCACCUAGCUGCAGGUUCUGCCUGGUGCCCCCUAGUGGCAGGUUGUGUCUGGUGCCACCUAGGUGCAGGUUCUGCCUGGUUGAGCCUGGUGCCACCUAG